This is a messenger RNA of Colletotrichum scovillei, 2673 nucleotides long. RefSeq lists its product as uncharacterized. Gene Ontology annotation, molecular function: oxidoreductase activity. The record is from RefSeq and is a predicted model, not a curated record. NCBI's taxonomy places the organism in Eukaryota, Fungi, Ascomycota, Sordariomycetes, Glomerellales, Glomerellaceae. The transcript has 4 exons. The coding region runs from base 1 to 2673 and encodes 890 amino acids.
AUGGCGCGCUUUCGGAGACCCUUGUUGACGGAAUCCGAACGCGAGUCAAUGAGUGACGAACUCGUCUCAAGCAUUCCUCCAGCGUUGACUCUUUGGCACAUUGCUCAAAUCGAGGAUGAGUGCGAGAGGACACCACUGUCCCAGAGUGUCCAAAUCAGUCGAGGCCCUUUCGGUGCAUUCAGAGUACAUCGACUCUCGAUGGAAUCUUCAAAGGCUGCGCCCGAAUCAAGCCCAGAGUCAAAUAAUCCCACAGUCGGCAGCCCUCCCAAGGCUGCGAAAGAAAUAGGGGAGGACAGUCCUGAGGAGGCAGACGAAGAGCUCAUGAAUCCACCAGACGGUUCUCCGGCUCAAGAAACGACGCCGUUACUUGGACCCGCUCUUGCCUGCUUGGAUCAUCGUCCAUUGAGCCCCCUUACUGAAUGGUGGAACACGAACGAAUGGUGGAAUAUGGGUGAUCUCCCAGACGCGAGCAAUUGGUGGGACACGCCUGUGGAACUAGAUCGCGUACGCGAUAUAUCCGAUAAUGUCUCUUUCUCCGGCAUGGAACAAUAUCCGAAGGUACCAAUCCAUGUCACAUCUCAGGAUGUUCAAGUUUGCAUACCGAGCAUGUUUGCAGACACUCAGUCUCAGCAGCUGUCAACGCCAGACAACUGCUCUAUUGCCCCCACAAUCGACUACGCCGUUCCUCACGAUGCAGUCUUCCUUCUGAGACACUACUCUACAACAGUCCUCCGAGGCUUCACGCCCUUCCGCCACAGCAAAACGCCAUGGCAUAUCCUAUUCAUACCAUACGUCAAAAGUUGUCUGGCAGCACUGACACUCGGAGACGACAUGGACCACGCCAGCCUAACGGCAUUCUACGGCACGCUCGCCAUCAGCGCCUCCAGCCUCGGUGGCAUCUCCAACUCGCGCAAGUGGUCCGAACAGGCAAACAAUUAUAAGCAGCGCGCUCGCCACCACGUCCGGCUCAUGCUGCAGACAGCCUACGAUGUACCCAAAAAGGCAAAGUACAAAUCGAUACUGAUUGCUUUCCUGACAAUGGUACAAAUCUCGAGCGUCUCCGGCAGCCGUGAUCAAGUAGAGUGCUACCUUCUAGAGGCGGAAAAGUUCAUACGCGUCAAGGGGCUCAACAGGAAAAAGUCGCGCAAGGUCCGGUUACUGCAUCACUGUUACGCGUUCGAGCGGGUCUUGCACGAGACCACGUUUCCGGGGAGCACGCAAUCCCCUCACCGUCUUCACGUUCGCAAGGUGAUUGAGACCAGCAACGCGAGUGCCUAUAGCAUAGACAGCCUGUCGUUUCAGCUGGCGAGCUGGAGCAAUCUCGACCAAGAAAUGCUCAAGGUCAAGGGGCGGGAAGAGGGGGAGAACGAUCUCCAUCUCCAGGUCCCGGGUGUCUGGCUCGCAACACUGUAUCCCGAAAUCUUUGGUAUCCCAGAGAUCUACAUGUUCCUCCUUUCGCUCGUUAUUCGGUUGGCUCGGUCAAAAGAAGACCCAGAGUACUCGAGUCCCGCCGGUCUCAAAGAUUUCAUGUUCCGCGCCAAGGCAGUCGAGAGACGUAUCCACCAGCUCAGAAGGCAGCCCGGGUACGUGAUAGCAGACUUGCCCGCCUCGGACCCCGAGAUGCAGCACUGCCAGCAAUUUCUAGAUAACCUCUCGCAAGCCAUGUUGUUUGCCUUGACUAUAUUUUUCUAUCGGAGGGUGUACGACGUCGAGGCGGACAUAUUGCAGGAUAAGGUCGUCGGUGUUCGGGAUUGCUUGCUGCGGUUCGAGGCAACCGAGUCUGAGAUGGGGUACGGGUCGGCCAGGUUGGUGUGGCCUGCGGUGAUUGCGGCUAGCGAGGCGGAUGACCCAGAGGUGCGGGAAUCGUUUGCACAGUUUUUCAGGGACUGGGCGCGUCGGAGCGGUCUUCGUAUCUUCAGCGAUUCUCUCGCGGAUGUCGAGAGACGGUGGGCCGAGAAGGAAUGUAUCGCUAUCACCGGCGCCGGCUCCGGUAUGGGCCUGUCCACGGCCCAGCUCUUAGCCUCUCGCGGCGCUAAGCUGUCAUUGGCGGACAUCAACGAGAACUCUCUCAAGGAGGCAAUCUCAUCUCUCGAAGAUAGUACAAGCCACAUGUACGAAGUCGUCGAUGUAAGGAAAGGUGAUGUCGUCAACACCUGGAUUCAAAACACGGUGAAAAAGUUUGGCAAGCUAGACGGUGCUGUCAAUAUGGCUGGCGUCAUUACCCAUGCCACACCUGUUGCAGAGCUUACAGACAAGGACUGGGAUUUUGUCUUCGAAGUCAAUGUCAAAGGCGUCUUCAAUUGCCUGAGGUCACAACUAGGAGCUAUGUCUGACGGAGGCAGCAUCGUAUCUGCAGCGAGUGUGUUUGGUCAAUUUGGCGCUCCUGGCAACGCCGCAUACUGUGCUAGCAAGGCAGCGGUAAUUGGGUUGUCAAGAACAGCAGCUAAGGAAAAUCAAAACAUUCGCGUGAAUUGCGUAUCGCCUGGCUCUGUCAACACGCCAUUGUCUCGCGGAGAAAAUCCAGAAGAUGUGAAGCGCGGUUUACAGGUGACCGCACAGAAGAGAAGAGCAGAGCCUAUCGAGAUUGCACGCGUGAUCGCGUUUCUACUUAGUGAUGAGGCUUCUUUUGUCACAGGAGCCGUAUACAACGUUGAUGGCGGUUGGGUAUGCUAA